This is a messenger RNA of Sorex araneus (European shrew), 2166 nucleotides long. It is a transcript of the gene CSNK1E, whose product is annotated as casein kinase 1 epsilon. Bases 157 to 1407 code for a protein of 416 amino acids. The transcript is spliced from 11 exons. Lineage: Eukaryota; Metazoa; Chordata; Mammalia; Eulipotyphla; Soricidae. The record is from RefSeq and is a predicted model, not a curated record. Gene Ontology annotation, cellular component: nucleus; cytoplasm. Gene Ontology annotation, biological process: peptidyl-serine phosphorylation; signal transduction; endocytosis. Gene Ontology annotation, molecular function: protein serine/threonine kinase activity; ATP binding.
GGCGGCGGCGGCGGCGGCGGCGGCGGGAGCGCCCAGAGCCGGGCCGGGCCGAGCAGCGAAUCCCCCGGCAUCGGCCCCGGCGCGCCGGCCGCGCGCGCCGCAGCCCCCGGAGCAGCGGGCGGGCAGCGGCGCCUUCCGGGCGCGGCAGCGGCAACCAUGGAGCUCCGCGUGGGGAACAAGUACCGGCUGGGCCGCAAGAUCGGGAGCGGCUCCUUCGGCGACAUUUACCUGGGUGCCAACAUCGCCUCUGGCGAGGAGGUCGCCAUCAAGCUCGAGUGUGUGAAGACGAAGCACCCCCAGCUGCACAUCGAGAGCAAGUUCUACAAGAUGAUGCAGGGGGGAGUGGGGAUCCCGUCCAUCAAGUGGUGCGGGGCCGAGGGCGACUACAACGUGAUGGUGAUGGAGCUCCUGGGGCCCAGCCUCGAGGACCUCUUCAACUUCUGCUCCCGCAAGUUCAGCCUCAAGACGGUGCUGCUCCUGGCCGACCAGAUGAUCAGCCGCAUCGAGUACAUCCACUCCAAGAACUUCAUCCACCGGGACGUGAAGCCUGACAACUUCCUCAUGGGGCUGGGGAAGAAGGGCAACCUGGUCUACAUCAUCGACUUCGGGCUGGCCAAGAAGUACCGCGACGCCCGCACGCACCAGCACAUCCCCUACCGGGAAAACAAGAACCUGACGGGCACGGCCCGCUACGCCUCCAUCAACACCCACCUGGGCAUCGAGCAGAGCCGGCGAGACGACCUGGAGUCGCUGGGCUACGUGCUCAUGUACUUCAACCUGGGCUCCCUGCCCUGGCAGGGCCUCAAGGCGGCCACCAAGCGCCAGAAGUACGAGCGCAUCAGUGAGAAGAAGAUGUCCACGCCCAUCGAGGUCCUCUGCAAAGGCUACCCUUCCGAGUUCUCCACGUACCUCAACUUCUGCCGCUCGCUGCGCUUCGACGACAAGCCCGACUACUCGUACCUGCGCCAGCUCUUCCGCAACCUCUUCCACCGCCAGGGCUUCUCCUACGACUACGUCUUCGACUGGAACAUGCUCAAAUUCGGUGCAGCCCGGAACCCGGAGGAUGUGGACCGGGAGCGGCGGGAACACGAGCGCGAGGAGCGGGUGGGGCAGCUCCGGGGCUCGGCCACGCGCGCCCUCCCUGCGGGGCCGCCCACGGGGUCAGCCGCGAACCGCCUGCGUGGCACCCACGAGCCCACGGCCUCCACCCCGGCUUCCCGCAUCCAGCAGGCUGGCAAUACCUCUCCCAGAGCGAUCUCACGGGUGGACCGCGAGAGGAAGGUGAGCCUGCGGCUGCACAGGGGCGCCCCCGCCAAUGUCCCGGCCUCCGACCUCACUGGGCGGCCCGAGGUGUCCCGGAUCCCCGCUUCCCAGACGAGCGUGCCCUUUGACCAUCUCGGGAAGUGAGGUGCCACACCCGAUCAGUAUUCGCUUCGUGUCUUCGCUGUGUCCAACAGGACGGGGAAAACCACUUGAAAGAGCCAAGAGGGAGCAGCGCUCAGCACAGCCCCGCGGCCGCGGCUCCGUCUCGGUCUUGCUUGGCCGAUGACAAGACAACGGGGCGGCCCCCGCCCGCACCCCGCCCCCGCUCCGGGGGCCCGUGGGCGGAGCGGGUGAGCCUCAGGACCACCUGCAGGAGAGCCGUGCCUGCCCCCUGAGGCGGGAGCACCCACUUGUCUGUCCGAACCCCCUCCCGCCUCCGUGCCAGGCGGGGCCCGGGAGCACGCGUGUGUGGGUGCGGGCGCGGGCCCUACUGCCCCCCGCCCCUCGCAAGGAGAGGCGGGCACCGGGCCCUCGCACCCCCUUCCCUUGCGGGGGCCCAGGCCUUCCAGAACACUCCUGACCCCUCCCCGAUCGAGUCCCCGGCCGGGUCACCCCCUCCUCCCACUUAACAUCGUUUUUUUGUUUUCUCGUCUGUUUUCUCCGUGUGUCCUUCCUAAUUUAUUUACCUGUUGCCCCCUUUUUUUUCCCCUUCUCCCUUUUGUUUUUUAAUUAAAGAGCAAAGCUUUUUAUUACUUUGUAAUUUAAAAAACUGAAAAAAAAAUACUGAAGAACUUUGGGGGGAAUUUUGUACUUUUUUCCUGUGUAAAUAUUGGACUUUUUUGAGCUUUAUUGUGGUUGUUCAUUUGAAGUAAUAAAGUAGAAAAGAAUAAAGUGACGCGGGCA